ACCAGCGUCCACGCAUGGAGCGCAUGUCAGUCUGUUCCACGUGGUUGCCGAAUAUAUAACCCCGCAACUGGCACUCAUCCAACACACCUGUGUUCCUCCCCGAAGACCUGUGAUCAGCAACCAGCAUUGGUCCUCUGUUUGCCUUUCGCCCUACACUCGCAGCCCACCACGUGGAAGAAUACUGUGUAGGCUCGGGCGCCUAACAGAAAAUGAAGUUAUUAGAUGUGAAAGCUGUUCUCGACAGGGAAAAGCACAUCCAACAGACGGAUCCCGAACGUGAGGUCCUGAAGGAGUGUGAUGACGAGACCACAAGUUAUGCGAUACUAUCACAUCGCUGGGGCGACGGCUCGGAGGUCGGUUACAAAGAGAUGACCGGACUCAUCAAGAUGGAGGAGCAGAAGAAGGACAAAGUCAGAAAGCGCGAUGGCUAUCAAAAGAUCAUCAAGAGCUGCGAGCAAGCUGAGAAGGACGGCUACGCGUGGGUGUGGAUCGACACCUGCUGCAUCAACAAGCAGAGUAGUUCAGAACUAUCCGAGGCCAUCAAUUCGAUGUAUCGGUGGUACCAAAAUGCAGGGGUGUGCUAUGCGUACCUCAACGACGUCGAUGAAUCAACCUUCCCUACUAAACGGGAUGUCGGCAAUUUUCCCGAGUCCAACGGUUGGCCGGAGUGGUUCGUGCGGGGGUGGACCCUGCAGGAGCUCGUCGCACCAAAGAAAGUCGAAUUCUUCAACAAGGACUGGGUAUCCAUUGGCAACAAGUGGCGCCUUGCACCCAGGUUGGAGGAAGUCACGGGAAUUCCAUGCGAAGUUUUGAAGGACGGCCUGGCUGCAGAGCGUCUCAGUGUCGCACAAAUCAUGUCCUGGGCGGCUGAGCGGGAGACGACGCGCGUGGAAGAUCGGGCAUACUCGCUGAUGGGGUUGUUCGGAGUGAACAUGCCCAUGUUGUACGGAGAAGGAAGAAAGGCAUUUGAGAGACUGCAACUGGAAAUCAUUCGCAUAUCCAGCGACCAAAGCAUAUUUGCAUGGAAUCCACAGAAACCAAGGUCGGGCAGUGUUCUGGCAGAGGAUCCAAGCGACUUUCGGGGUUGUAGAAAAAUCAAGAAGUUGGAACCCGAUGAGUUUGUCAAGGAACUGGUGGAGUACAUCGACCUCUACGACCUUGGCAAUCCCUGGCAUAUCUGGCUUAACUGGCACAAGAUCUCGACCAACCCGAUACACUGGUGCAGAGUUGCUUGGUUGAAGAGGCGUGCUCAGUCGCUCAGCCAGCAGCUUCACACAUUCUCUGUCAACAGUGCGGGUAUCCAAGUGUGUCUGCCCAUCACUCCCUCCCGCGACUCUCCGCUUCAUUUCAGGGCUAUAUUGGCAUGUACUGAAAACGAUGGAUGGGGUCUGGCCACCAUCGAUUUGGUAUUUUCUGGAUCCAGCUAUGACAAGAGCUUUGGCAUCACGGGCGCUCUCAAGACGCUUCCAGUGUUCAAGACACUCUACCUUACCCAUCAUCAAGACGCCAAUGAGACACGCCGAGAAUUUACACUCGAUGACAAGCAUGCCUUGUACCAUGGAUUCACCCGUCGGGGCGUCUAUCCACGCGACUUCAUAGGCGAUACUGCGACACUCUCCUCUCGCACCGACGAUCUCAUUGUUGUAGUCUAUGCCAACGACUGUGCCGGAUCUCGCUUUGCCCUUGGUCUCGGAUGUUACCGUGGCCAAGGAUGGAUGGAUGUCGUCUACGAUGAUCGCCUUUCAGCUCAAGGGGACUUUGGGAAGAGAGCAUAUGAUCGAAUGUGGAGUGGACGUGCAAAAUAUCAGAGUAUGGCCGAACAACGGCACCGGUUGGACUCCCGUGAACCCUUCAUCAAGCAUGUCCAUCUUCCCCGAUCAAUCUGGGCUGCAAAGAUAAUUUACAGGAGGUGGAAGGAGAAGGACAAUUUCAACGUUGUGCUCGAUGUCGAGCAGUGUGCUGGUUGUUGUGAUGGGCCGUGCCAAUGGUCGAUUGCAUUUAUCCAAUGGAGUAGCCUGGAUCGGCCAGGGAUUAUGAACACGCAUAGUUACUCAUAUGAGUUGCAGCUGGACGGGUGCGAGGCACAGUUCGAGAGGUGUUCUGGUCAAUGGGUUGCGCUGGGUGAUUAUGGUGACUAUUCCUGCCGCACUUUUACACGCACUGGCAAUAUAUUUGAGGAUAUGCGCACCCUUGGCAUCAAUCCCAUGGACUCAGUUUAUCGCCCCGUAGUCUCCCGCAUAUCUAGCGGUAAAUUUGCAACGAAUCACAGGAAGAAUUGGAAUGAUCUCGUUGUGGCGAAUAAUUCCUCGGAGCCCUUGGUCUUGUGUGAACCGAAGGGCCUCUCGCUUCCCGCCAACGAACAUUUUGCACUGCUACUGAAAGCCUUGUCCACCCGUGCUGCAGGCAAAACAUUGGUGAUAUCAGUCGUACAAUGCUCAGAUUUCUAUAGGGUUGACGAUGAUGGAAAACGAAUUGACGAUGACAAACGAAGGCACUCAGGGGACAACUGUGCCUCAGAUAAUGGGAACGACUCCACAGAGCCACGGAUUUUGACUCCACUAUGUGCCGUCGGAAGGCCGCAAGUUUGGGAAAAAAAAUCGCUUUGUUCGCAUAGAUGGCAACAGCUCGGAAUUAUUCGGGAGCACUUUUACGCUCUCGUGAAUAUGGUACCUUCUCUUAUCCCGUUUGGCGUUUGCCCGCGCUGAUCACACGAUCUUCACCAGGAAUUUACAGGACCUGAAGCCCGUCACAAAAUAGAAAGAUGAAAGAUGAAGCAAUCAAAUUUUUCUCAGACAUGUUUGGUCUCCAGCAUCUGAGAAAUUACGUUGGCAUAAUAACAUUCUUCGAAAGGCUCCCCUGGAUGAUGGAAACUGAUUCACCGAA
Molecule: messenger RNA, 2883 nt
Organism: Pisolithus orientalis
Lineage: Eukaryota; Fungi; Basidiomycota; Agaricomycetes; Boletales; Pisolithaceae
Product: heterokaryon incompatibility protein-domain-containing protein
Exons: 8
Coding region: 210-2705 (831 amino acids)
Source: RefSeq, a predicted model, not a curated record